UAGGGGCGGGGCAGGCACUUCCGGGGAGGCCUUGCGGGCCGCGGGUGUGGACGCUGGGGCCAGAGCUCAGCCGGAAGAUGUUUUACCACAUCUCCCUGGAGCACGAGAUCCUGCUGCAUCCGCGCUACUUUGGCCCCAACCUGCUCAACACGGUGAAGCAGAAGCUGUUCACCGAGGUGGAGGGGACCUGCACGGGGAAGUAUGGUUUUGUCAUUGCUGUCACCACCAUCGACAACAUUGGUGCUGGUGUGAUCCAGCCAGGCCGGGGCUUUGUCCUCUACCCGGUUAAAUACAAGGCCAUUGUCUUCAGGCCCUUUAAAGGCGAGGUCGUGGAUGCUGUGGUCACUCAGGUCAACAAGGUUGGCCUCUUCACAGAAAUUGGGCCCAUGUCUUGCUUCAUCUCUCGGCACUCCAUCCCAUCCGAGAUGGAGUUUGAUCCCAAUUCCAACCCGCCCUGCUACAAGACAAUGGAUGAGGACAUUGUCAUUCAGCAGGACGAUGAGAUCCGCCUGAAGAUUGUGGGGACCCGCGUGGACAAGAACGACAUUUUUGCGAUUGGCUCCCUGAUGGAUGAUUACCUGGGGCUUGUAAGCUGAGCACGGCCUCCUGCCUGCUGCAUCCCAGCUUGGGAAGUCUGUGGGUCCGUGUGCUGUGGCUUGUGUCCAGCUACUGUUGGGGAAGAAGGUUCCUUUUGCUCAGGAGAUGCCUGCCGCUGUGCUCCUUCCUGCUCCACUGCUGCUGGAAGAUGUCUGUAUUCUAACCAUAAAAGGCCCUUGAUUCUUA
Molecule: messenger RNA, 783 nt
Organism: Heterocephalus glaber (naked mole-rat)
Lineage: Eukaryota; Metazoa; Chordata; Mammalia; Rodentia; Bathyergidae
Gene: Polr2g
Product: RNA polymerase II subunit G
Biological process (GO): DNA-templated transcription; positive regulation of nuclear-transcribed mRNA poly(A) tail shortening; nuclear-transcribed mRNA catabolic process
Cellular component (GO): P-body; RNA polymerase II, core complex
Molecular function (GO): translation initiation factor binding; single-stranded DNA binding; single-stranded RNA binding
Source: RefSeq, a predicted model, not a curated record